This is a messenger RNA of Quercus robur (English oak), 2561 nucleotides long. RefSeq lists its product as uncharacterized. The record is from RefSeq and is a predicted model, not a curated record. The transcript has a single exon. The coding region runs from base 172 to 2091 and encodes 639 amino acids. Lineage: Eukaryota; Viridiplantae; Streptophyta; Magnoliopsida; Fagales; Fagaceae.
CAUAGGAAGCAGAGAGAGAAACCCUUGAAAAAAAUGUCAGAGACAAACUGAACCAACAAUACAAGUUACACAACACAACACUCUCACCUCAGAAAAACAAACCUUAUUUCAUUGCACUCACCACUUUCCCUCCAAUCCUUUUCUUUCCUUUCCUUUCCUUUCCUUUCCUCCAUGAAUCCCCACAAAACCGAGCACCACCACCACCACCACCACCACCUCUUCUCUCACCUCAGCCCUCAUGAUCUGGACCCUCCAUCUUCCCAGAUCCCCCAAUCACAACCGUCCAUUCACCCCGAAUCCCAAGACGACGACCCGUCUUCCUUUUCCCUCCCAGAAAUCGUCCUCUUCCGUUCCUCCCCGUCCUCUUCCUCCUCCUCCGACUCUCCCAAAACCCACCCCGACCCGAACAGCCAACCCGACCCGACAGCGCAACCCAAGUUCCACGUCAUCAGCCCGGAGCCCCACAUCUCCUCCCAAUUCUACACCUUCAACCCGGAAUCCCACUCCCUCAUGAUCCGCUGCCUCCUCGAGCACCGCCUGGCCACGCCGGCGGAGAUCCGCGCCGCCACUCCACGCGCCGUCCUGAAGUCGUGGCGCGCCGUCUGGAAAGACCGCAACGAGGACACCGCGUACCUCACCGCGUGGAAGCGAAUCCAAGACAAGCUCGCCGCGCACGUGGACCCGAACACCGGUAACGAAUUCCUUUGCUUCAAAAACAAUUCUCAGCAAUGUGUUUCUCAUGUAAAUCAAUGGCAGGACAUUGUCAUGACUUUCCAUUCCGAUACUGAUAUCAAGCAUUUAGGUUUAAAAGAAACUAUUGACAGAAUUAAGCAAGUUUGGACUGUAGGUGCUAAGUUUUAUGGCAUUCCAGAGAGUUACAUUAGGGUUUGUGUCGCCGCGUGUCCCGUGUGUAGUGCGGCCACGUCGGGGUCUUCUGCCGCGAGAACUAAGCGGCGGAGGUUUGAGUAUACUGAGUCUUUUGAUGUUCCGGCUAAGGAAGUGCCGAGUAAGUUGCAGCAGUUGGCUGCUAAGUAUAAGGUUGUGCUUUGUAUUAGGCAGAAGUAUAUUAGGUAUAAGCCGUUUAUGGCUGAGGUUAAGGACUAUGCGUGUCAUAGGGCGGGGGAGCCUGCGGCUAAGAAGUCGAAGAUUUUGAAGAGGGAGCCUUAUGCGUCGAAGAGAUGUGGGUGUGGGUUUCGGAUUAGGGCAAUUGUGCCUAUUGCGAAUUAUAAUGAGAAGGAGAAGACUUUUGUGUAUCAGGAAGAAGGGAUGGCGGUGUUUAAGUUGUAUGCUGUGCAUACGGGGCAUGAGCCAGGGCCGUUGGAUGGGAAUGCGAGGAUUAUGCAUCGGGUUGUGGGGCAUAAAGGCUCGUUUUUUAUGGACCAAGAUACGGUGUAUGGGGUGAGUGAGGAAAUGGAGAAUGAUGGGUUCGGGUUGUUGGGGAAGGAUGAUGGGGAUUUGCAGCUUUCGGUCUUGCAGCAGGUGCAGGAAUUGAGAGCUGAGGUUGGGUUUUUAGAGGGGAAAAUUGCGAAACUACCGAGGGAUUUGUUGGGUUCGGUGUCUCGAGAAUUGUUUGAUAUUGUGAAUAAAGUUAGAAAUAUAGGGGAAGAGGGUUUGAAGGCGAUGGAUAUGAUUUCGGACAAGCCUCACCAUGAGGAUGAUGUGUUAGUUGUGGAGAAUGAUUUGGCGCAUUGGAGUGACCAUCACCAUGACCGAAUAUAUGGGGAUGGAAAGGACACAGAAUUGAUUGAGGACGAUGAAGACAGUUUUGGACGGACUCUAGGUGAUGUUGUUCCUUGGGACCAGAUGAGGGAAGACUGUAGGAGUCAGAAGGAUCUGUUGAGUGAGCCUUGUAAAACUGAUAAGUGGUUAAAAUGCAGUGACUUUGACGAGAAGAGCAUUCUUGAUUGCGAAGAUACUAAACUAACCAAGCCCAUUAGACAUGAUGACGCUAUAGUCACAGAUGUUGGUCUUGUCGGCAUACAGGUUGAUAGCUUCUACCAGGAGAAUCCUAAGUGGUAUGAUUCUCCUUGUGGGUUGGACACCAGUGCAGAUUGUGGGGAUAGCGGAUUCAGGCAUGGGGAGAUUGUUUAGAGUCCUCAACAGCCUGGUUAAUCUACUCUAACAUAGUCAUGGAUUUUUAUUGUAGCCAUUCAUCCCUUCUUACUGUUGGAAGUGGGUUGUACAUUAUUAUAUACAGAAGACUGGAGCUGCUCACAUGCUUUUUAGGUGUCUUUGCUGGGAGUGGUUCUGUAAAGUAUUAGCCCAAUUAGGCUUAUCUGCACAUACCUUUUCUUUUCAAUUAUCUGUUAAUGAUGUUCUCAGCCUUCAGGUUUUUUAGCUUUGUUCUCCUUAUAAUGCACAUUAGUGACUGUUUUGAUCUGUUUCUUCUUUUUCUUUUAAAAAAGUUCUUGUAUGUAUUAUAUGUCUAAUCUUGCUGCCUCUAUUCUUGUGGCACGAUGAGAUAUAUGGAACUUAUUUGUCAUGAUGUGGAUGUAAUUUGCUUUUUUCCUUGUAUCUUCAUCAUUGUUUGUCACUCUUUUAUGAAAGCUCAGUUCCAAUCA